AUAAACCCUAAACAUCUCCAUGUGGAUUCUAACAACUGUUAAGCAUUGUUCAUUGGUGUUCUACAAUGGACCCUAGGAUUUCAUUCUCUAAUGAUUUUGCGGAUGUAGGGAUCAAGUAUGAGAACAACUAUUACAGGGAAGCUCCGGUAUCGUCGUCGGAGUUCGAAUUCUCCGUUAAAAACUACGCUAUGAUACCGGCGGACGAGAUCUUCUUCAAGGGUGUGUUGUUGCCUUUGAAAGGUGAUAAUGAACAUGGAAGGAAGUUGACUUUACGAGAUACGCUGCUCGUGGAUGACGGUGAUAAUGGCGGCGGUUCGUUCCGGCGGAAGGGUUCGGGGUGGUGGAAAGAGAGGUUGGGGUUGAAAAAGGCUAAUGUGGUGAGUAAAAAGAGGGAGAGAAAUGAAGGUAUCCAUGGUGAACAUAUUAUUAGCAAAUGAAGCAAAAGAAGAUUAAGUGAGACUAGAUAGGGUGUUUUGCAAUAAUUAUGUGUGUUUUAAUGAUAUGUUUUGGUUGUAGGGAAGGGAAGUGCCAUUGAAGCCUUAGAGAGAUGAUGUAAUUUGGGGUGUCAAAGCUAACUAUGUAUAGGGGUGGAAUACAAGGAGAACAAAUCCUUUGCAAUUCAAUGGUUUUUUUUUAAAGGUUUUGGAGUGUUUCUCCCUGUCCUGUACUGUAGUAUUUUUGUCUUUCAUUUUGAUUAUGUAUAAAUUUGUCUGCAUUUUUAGGGUUCUUCACUUACAAUCCAUGUAAUUCUAUUUGUCUUGUUUCUAUAUUUUUCAAUUUUCAAUUUUCAGAUUUUUGUUUUCUUCUUCAA
Molecule: messenger RNA, 811 nt
Organism: Gossypium raimondii (Peruvian cotton)
Lineage: Eukaryota; Viridiplantae; Streptophyta; Magnoliopsida; Malvales; Malvaceae
Exons: 1
Coding region: 66-437 (123 amino acids)
Source: RefSeq, a predicted model, not a curated record